AUGUUCGUAGCACUGGGUCUUUGGCUGCUGGUAUUCCCUGCAGCUUUCUCUGCUCCUGCUAGAGAACAAUGCACCACAGGUAAAAACAAACUGCUGUUAGUUUCUUUUGAUGGCUUCAGAUGGGAUUAUGACAGAGAUGUGGACACUCCAAAUCUGGACAGAAUGGCUGUGGAAGGAGUCAAGGCCGCAUAUAUGACUCCACCUUUCCUGACCAUCACCAGUCCUUCACACUUUACCCUGUUAACAGGAAGGUACAUUGAGAACCAUGGUGUGAUUCAUAAUAUCUGGUUCAACAUAACCACACAGGAGAAGAAGCAGUACUACAUGACACAGUUUGUGGAUGAAUACUGGGAUAAUGGCAGUCUGCCUAUUUGGAUCACGGCUCAAAGACAGGGACUGAAAACAGGAUCCCAUCACUUUCCCGGCACUGCUGCCACCUACCAGAAAGAAAAAGUUUAUAAAGAAGAAGUGGAACCAAUAUUUUACGACUACACCAAUGAGACGGUAUGGAGGGAGAAUGUGAAUACAGUGAUUGGACAAUGGUUUAAAAACGAAGACUUAGACUUCAUCUCUAUGUAUUUCGGUGACCCGGAUGCAGUGGGCCACAAGUACGGGCCGGAUUCUCCCGAGAGACGCGAGGCCAUCAAAAAGGUGGACCGGACUGUGGGCCACCUACGAGAAACUGUGGAGAAACACGGACUCACUGACAAACUGAAUAUUAUCAUCACGGCAGACCACGGAAUGAGCACGGUGUUCAAAGGAGAGAAUGUAAACGAGAUUAUUCUCAGUAACAUCCCAGGUUUCUCUUUGAGAGAUCUGAAAUUCCACAUGGUGGACUACGGGGCGUGUGGAAUAUUGUUGCCCAAAGACGGGAUGCUUGACAAGGUUUACAACGCCUUGAAAGGAGGUCAUCCUAACCUUCACGUUUACAAGAAAGAGGACAUGCCUGAACGACUGCACUACUCCAAACAUCCACGUCUCCUUCCCAUAAUUCUCAUUGCAGACCCUGGAUAUGUCAUCAAUGGAUUUUACACAUUUCAGACCAAUAAAGGAGAACAUGGCUACGAUAAUGAGGUCAUGGACAUGAAGGCUUUCUUCAGGGCGGUGGGACCAGAUUUCCACAACAAUUUGUUGGUUGGACCAUUCGAGUCUGUAAACGUGUAUCCUCUAAUGUGCCACCUUCUGGGGAUACAACCAGAGGUCCAUGACGGGUCACUAGAUAACACCCGACACAUGCUGCUCUCCAAUGGACUAUCUUGUUCCCUCAAAGCCCCAGAGUCAAUUCUUCAGAAUUUGUUUAUUGGUCUCGGUGCUGUGGCUGGAUUUUUAUUGCUGGUGUUUGUGGUUGUUACAUCCAACAAUGUUUAUAAAAGACAUAAAGGAAACCAGAGCAGAACAGAAGAUACGAGCGAUGAGGACGAAACGAAGGACGAUUUAAAGCAGACGACAUUCUGA
Molecule: messenger RNA, 1455 nt
Organism: Triplophysa dalaica
Lineage: Eukaryota; Metazoa; Chordata; Actinopteri; Cypriniformes; Nemacheilidae
Product: ectonucleotide pyrophosphatase/phosphodiesterase family member 7-like
Exons: 6
Coding region: 1-1455 (484 amino acids)
Source: RefSeq, a predicted model, not a curated record